GCUGUCACCAAGCGAAGAACUUUUUUGAAGGAUCAACUGAAAAGGACAAGCGGUAAAAAAUGGAUCCGACCGCGGGCCCUUAUGAUUACUACGACUACGAGGAGACUGAGAACUCCACCAUGUGCGACUAUUCAGAGUGGACGCCUUCCUACUCUGUCAUCCCGGUGCUCUACAUGCUGAUCUUCAUCCUCGGCCUCUCUGGAAACGGUGUCGUCAUCUUCACCGUGUGGCGAGCGCAGGGGAAGCGGCGAGCGGCCGACGUCUACAUCGGGAACCUGGCCUUCGCCGACCUGACCUUCGUGGUCACGCUGCCGCUGUGGGCCGUCUACACCGCCAUGGGCUACCACUGGCCGUUCGGGGUCGCCCUGUGCAAGAUCAGCAGCUACGUAGUGUUGCUCAACAUGUACGCCAGCGUCUUCUGCCUGACCUGCAUGAGCUUCGACCGCUACCUGGCCAUCGUCCACUCUCUGUCGAGCACUCAGAUCAGGACGAGGGGCCACAUCCGAGCCUCUCUGGCAGCCAUCUGGUUGCUGUCCGUCCUCCUCGCUGCUCCGACUCUGGUCUUCCGCACAACCAAGCAUGAUGAGAACAGCAACCGCACAUCCUGUGCGAUGGACUUCAGCCUGGUGGUGACCAACAAGGAGCAGGAGAGUCUCUGGAUUGCCGGUCUCAGCAUCUCCUCAUCGGCCCUCGGCUUCCUGCUGCCCUUCCUGGCCAUGAUGGUGUGCUACGGUUUCAUCGGCUGCACCGUCACCCGCCACUUCAACACCCUGCGGAAGGAGGACCAGCGUAAGAGAAGGCUCCUCAAGAUCAUCACCACCUUGGUGGUGGUGUUUGCCGCCUGCUGGAUUCCCUUCCAUGUGGUGAAAAGCGCGGACGCCCUGUCGUACCUGGACUUGUUUCCCGCUACCUGUGACUUCCUGCGCUUCCUGUUGCUGGCUCACCCGUACGCCACCUGCCUGGCCUACGUCAACUCCUGCCUCAACCCGUUCCUCUAUGCCUUCUUCGACCUGCGCUUCAGAUCACAAUGCCUGUGCCUCCUUAACCUGAAGAAGUCCUUACACGCCAGCCCGGCCAGCUCGCUGUCCUCGCAGAAGACAGAAGCUCAGUCUCUGGCCACCAAAGUGUAGGAACUGCCCUGAUGGCCCAGAAGAACACUGGGCGGACAAUGCAGGGAAACGUGCUGCGGACAGUUUCAGGGUUUCCUUCUCCCUCUGUGGACCAGUGAGGGGGGGGUUUCACUUCAGGCUGCUGGUAUCUGGCUGCGACCAGACUUCCCUCACAAGUGCGGUCCAGAGCAAAACAAGGGACCAAAUGUCCACCAGCGAGUGGACUGUGGAAAGAACUUGAUGUGUUUGGACUAGAACUCUUGUGUGCUCACGCCGUUCUUGUUUUCAUUCGUAAGCACUUGAGGUGUGAUAUCAACCAGACCACAGGGACCUCCAGCGCCGGCUCCUCCGCAGCCUGGUGUCAAGAUGUGUCGGCGUCUGAUAAGAGAGCUGUAAGG
Messenger RNA from Synchiropus splendidus (mandarinfish), 1507 nucleotides. It is a transcript of the gene aplnrb, whose product is annotated as apelin receptor b. Gene Ontology annotation, cellular component: membrane. The record is from RefSeq and is a predicted model, not a curated record. Gene Ontology annotation, molecular function: G protein-coupled receptor activity. The transcript has a single exon. The coding region runs from base 60 to 1130 and encodes 356 amino acids. Gene Ontology annotation, biological process: immune response; G protein-coupled receptor signaling pathway. Lineage: Eukaryota; Metazoa; Chordata; Actinopteri; Syngnathiformes; Callionymidae.